Cylicostephanus goldi is the source of this 791-nucleotide messenger RNA. Lineage: Eukaryota; Metazoa; Nematoda; Chromadorea; Rhabditida; Strongylidae. The record is from the annotation of a GenBank genome assembly.
AUGCUGAUAGAUGCAGGUGAUAUCGGAAAAUUUUGCAGAGUAGCAGACAUCGGAACACUGUUUUGCGAUCUGUUUGAUAGAAUUGAGGCUUACUCCUCUCUCUCAUUGCAACAAAUUACUUUUACUCAAUGGGACGAUCGGAGAAACUUGCUGGAUGCACAGGGUGUACUUGAGAGUGUUUUAGACAUAAUUGAGACGGUGGAGUAUUUGGUGAACCAGACCGCUUCACAUACGGGGAGGUUCCGGCAGCGAUCUACUAGUCUCUUUGAAGCCAGUGAUUGCUUCGUGCGCAGCUCUAUGCGCAACGCUAUGGAGAUACCGCUCGAGGACGAGGAUACAGCUGAGAAGCCCGCUGCCGAUAUUCAUCGCUUGGAUGGAACAUUACCAGUUGUUGAGUUGGCAAGUUGCUUGGGAUUCGCGGUAAACUACAUCCAACCCCUCAAAGAAAUCUUGAUAAAGAGACCUUCUCGUACUCCUUCACCAGAACUCUCCUCGAAAUAUAUAGACACUGAUUUGCUGCUGUUCUUGUUGAUGACCACUGUCAAAGAGGGAUCGUGGACGAUGUUUGAGUUAUUUGAAAUAUUCCUUUGUCUAAUUGCCGACUUCUCUCCUGCAUGCGGAGCCAUUCCAUCCAGUUUGUUGGAGGUGGUGUCUCAGUGCUAUCGUGAAGCACGAGCCCGCGAUUACUGUUUACAGUGGCACUGUGCUGAGAAGUGGGAUGACAAGGAACUCUUGCAACGUUUCAUGUGGAAUCAUGCUAAAGUGAUUAGUGAUGACACUAUAAAGUAGGU